Paecilomyces variotii is the source of this 3712-nucleotide messenger RNA. Its product is annotated as putative ras guanine-nucleotide exchange protein. Lineage: Eukaryota; Fungi; Ascomycota; Eurotiomycetes; Eurotiales; Thermoascaceae. The transcript is spliced from 2 exons. Gene Ontology annotation, molecular function: protein binding; guanyl-nucleotide exchange factor activity. Bases 127 to 3591 code for a protein of 1154 amino acids. Gene Ontology annotation, cellular component: plasma membrane. Gene Ontology annotation, biological process: positive regulation of GTPase activity; Ras protein signal transduction. The record is from RefSeq and is a predicted model, not a curated record.
AGCGUUUCCUUCUUGUCUUGGAGAAUGUUUGUUUGGUUAUCCCGGGCAUAACACCGCGGUCAAUGACGAACUACUUCGUCUUUCAUCGACGAACAGAUUAUUGAACAUCAUAUACGUGAAGAGAGCAUGGAAGAUACAGAACCUAGCGUUGCUCCAUUGAAUAUUGCGAAAAAGGGCAAAGCUGGCCCUAGGGUUCCAUAUCUCUCCUUCUCGACAUCCACAUAUCACAACAACUACGGCACCCGCCAACAACAACAUUUGCAGAUGACUCCGCCCUUAACUCCCCACGACUCCAUGGAGGAGUCGAGGGAGCCUGCAGGAACGGACAGAGUCGUCUUUCAUAACUACUUGCGCGCGUUUUAUCCAUUCCACCCUUCUGGUUCCGUUUCGCCUUCGACAGUAACCCUCCCUCUGGACCAAGGCGAUAUUAUUUUAGUUCACUCAGUCCAUGUAAACGGCUGGGCCGACGGGACAUUACUCGAAAAUGGAGCACGGGGAUGGUUGCCAACAAAUUACUGUGAAGCCUAUGAUCAGCUACCCAUGCGACCGCUCUUGAAAGCACUGACAGAUUUCUGGGAUAUCAUACGAGGCGGGUGCGGAUCAGACUUGAAGGAUUUUGGCAAUCAGGACUUAAUGAGAGGUCUGGUGGCUGGCGUUAGGUUCUUGCUGGAAAAAUCCGAAUGCCUUACAAGGGAAUCUACCUUGGUGCAGAACCACGACAGACUGCGCAGGAAUCGCAAAAUAUUACUUUCUGACUUAUCAUCCUUGGUCAAGAUCGCCAAGAAACUCCAAGAUGUCGCUAAUGGCGCACCUCUGAAUGAUGCCGUCGAGAAUAUCCUGGAUGAAAUGCUCCUCAAAGCGUUCAAAAUAGUAACAAGGGGAGUUAGAUUUCUAGACGUUUGGAACGAGGAAGUCGGCCUUAGCAGAGCUAUGGAAGAUCUAGAACAGCCUGGCGACUCGCUGUACGACUCCCCGUUGACGCCGCCGUCGGACACCUUCCCGCUAGCAGUCAAAGGCAGUUCAGUCAUGGCAUCUAUCGCCGACAGACGAGAGUCGAGAGAGUUCAACAGGAGUCGUUUGAAUGCCAGCCGGGCCUCUUCAGCGCGUACCGACAUGUACGAUUUCCAACCCCGGUCGGCUUCGGUCCAGACGAAGAGAGUCUCAGUUUCCCAUCGCGUCUCGUACUCUGCGCCAUCAGCAGGUGCACGGAAUGGGAAUCUCGCAUCGGAGCGGCUUGGAGUGGCAUACGAUGGAUUUUUGGGCGUGCUCGGAUCUUUUAUUGGAUUGCAUCUACAGUCACGUUCCUCUACAGAACUGAUUCUGACCACUCAACAGUCUGUACAGUCUUGCAGGGCCCUGCUUUCCGUCGUGGAGGCUGUUUGCGAGCACGAUCUUCAUCGCUCAGAAUUGUUAGAGGAGGCAAAGGAUGCGAUGUAUGAGAGGAUAACGGAGCUGGUACACGCAGCUCGGGAUGCUUUCCGCCCAGCCAACGCUGCUGACGAUGAGCUAAUAUUCAUGCCGGAUGAAGGAAAGAGGCUUGUAGAUGCUGCUACAGACUGUGUCCGGGGUGCUGGAAACUGCGUGGCAAAGGCUCGCCUUGUCCUCGAACAGAUUGGCGAUUUCGAACUUGAGCCUGUUGGACAAGGGUUUGAAGUCCCUGAUAUGAGCACUCCACAGCCGCAACACCCCGACGAGAUGGAAGUGAAUACAGACAAGCCGCAUGAGCCGUCUAUGCGCCUACCACCGCCGCCGCUGCAGAUCCCAAGUGGAGAGCUUACUCCUACCCUCACUGAUGGAACUACGCCCUCGUCAUUUUACUCGAGGUUGACAGCUACCAGUCCAGCUAAUACCGAUCAACGCUCUUCAGUCUACUCGACUGCAUCUCCGUACCCUGGAUUGGAACCCCAUAUUAUCUCCAGCGAGACCAGCCCUACUGAUGCGCAACAAGACUACAGCUUUGAAAGCAGGGGUGUCACAAGUACUGGGAGCAACCUCACGUACAAAAGCAAUGUCCGUGACUCAGAAAUGAGUGGCAUGUCCCAGACAUCGACACGAGCAACGUCUCCCGAUAUCCAUAGCCAGCAUCGAGAACCAUCGUUGAAAGGCAGCGUUAGCCAUUCGACGUUGGCUGAGGAGAGUGAGGAAACAGAAGCGAACAUUUUGGAGAAGACUUAUGCUCAUGAACUGAUGUUCAAGGACGGCCAGGUCGUCGGCGGUAGUCUGCGUGCUCUGAUAGAAAAGCUUACCGCUCAUCAGUCAACACCUGAUGCUAUGUUUGUUGCGACAUUCUAUUUGACCUUUCGACUGUUCGCGUCUCCUCUGGAAUUUGCGCAGGGACUUGCUGAACGCUAUGACUACAUUGGCGAUACGCCACAUGCAGCCGGCCCUGUCCGACUCCGAGUGUAUAACGUAUUUAAAGGCUGGCUGGAGUCUCACUGGCGCCAUGAUUGUGACAAUGUUGCCCUGGACUUCAUCGUCAACUUUGCUAAGACAAAAUUGAUGGCCACCAUUCCAACUGCAGGCAAACGACUUCUUGAACUAGCAGACAAGGUCUCUGCUGUGCACGGACCCGUCGUACCACGGCUUGUUUCUUCCAUCGGAAAGACGAAUACCUCCAUUGCGCAAUAUGUGCACCCAGACACUCCUCUUCCACCGCCGAUCAUCACAAAGAGUCAACUUAAUAUGUUACGGCAGUGGCAAAAAGGUGGUCCAAAUGUCAGCAUACUGGAUUUCGAUCCUCUGGAAUUAGCCAGGCAGUUCACGAUCAAGGAGUCGAGGAUCUUCUGCUCUAUUCUUCCUGAAGAGCUUUUGGCUACUGAAUGGAUGAAGAAGAGUGGCUCAUUAGCGGUCAACGUACGCGCCAUGUCGACUUUGUCUACCGAUCUCGCCAACCUGGUGGCGGAUUCGAUCCUUCAGCUCGAAGAGCCCAAGAAGAGAGCCGUCAUCAUCAAACAGUGGGUGAAGAUCGCCAGCAGAUGUCUGGACCUCAAUAACUACGAUUCCCUUAUGGCGAUCAUAUGCUCGCUUAACUCAUCUACCAUUUCGCGCCUGAAGCGUACGUGGGAGCUAGUCUCCCAAAAGACAAAGGCCAGCCUGGAGCAUCUGCGGGGCGUUGUUGAUGUCUCCCGGAAUUAUGCAGUUCUUCGACAGCGUUUACAGAACCACGUCCCACCAUGUCUCCCAUUUGUUGGGACGUAUCUGACUGACUUGACCUUUGUUGAUCACGGGAACCAGCCAGUGAGAAAUCUCCCAACAGAAGAUGGAGCCAUGGCAGUGAUAAACUUCGACAAGCACAUGAAGACGGCGAAGAUAAUUAGUGAGCUUCAGCGGUUUCAGAUCCCUUACCGCCUGACUGAAGUGCCAGAGCUUCAAACCUGGAUGCAGGAUCAACUCAUCCGUGUCCGCUCUAACGGAGAGAAAAGCUUCCAGAGUUAUUAUCGCCGCUCGCUCGUUCUCGAACCAAGAGAGAUGCAACGCGCUACAACGGAAUCGAGCCAAUCUAUCCAGUUCAAGGAGAACGGGAAAGAUAAAUUCGACUUCCUCGCUUGGACGCAUAGUUCCAAAGCAAAGGGGGUCACGACUACAAGUUAAUCUUGUACACACUCUCUAUACUUUCUCGGCUUAUUCUAUUGUCUACUGUGAAUCAAUCUUGACCACAAAAUGUGCUGAGAGCUGUUGGUGAUCUCUCUGGACAUUUACUUUUAUGACUUAC